GGGCAGAAGCUACGUUUCAGGGCUAAGCGGAAGUGUGGGCCCCUGUAUAUCUGAGCAGGAGACCCCGCCCCGGCCUCUUUCCGCUCCGAGCGCCGACUGGUUAGGACAUAGCCGACCACACAAAAUGGCAGAUUGGGAAGCCGCUCCCGUCGGGGCCGAGACCGCUGAAAUCAAACUCUUCGGGAAAUGGAGUACAGAUGACGUCCAGAUCAGCGACAUCUCCCUGCAGGAUUACAUUGCUGUGAAGGAGAAGUAUGCCAAGUUCCUGCCCCACAGUGGAGGGCGCUACGCUGCCAAGCGCUUCCGCAAGGCUCAGUGUCCUAUUGUGGAGCGUCUCACUAACUCCCUCAUGAUGCACGGGAGGAACAACGGCAAGAAGCUGAUGACCGUCAGGAUCGUGAAGCAUGCCUUCGAGAUCAUUCACCUGCUGACCGGAGAGAACCCUCUGCAGGUGUUGGUGAACGCCAUCAUCAACAGUGGCCCCCGGGAAGACUCCACCCGUAUCGGUAGAGCCGGAACAGUCAGGAGACAGGCCGUGGACGUGUCCCCUCUCCGAAGAGUCAACCAGGCCAUCUGGCUCCUCUGCACCGGUGCUCGUGAAGCCGCUUUCAGGAACAUCAAGACGAUUGCAGAAUGUGUGGCUGAUGAGCUCAUCAACGCAGCCAAGGGCUCCUCUAACUCCUACGCCAUCAAGAAGAAAGAUGAACUGGAGAGAGUCGCCAAAUCCAACCGUUAAGUCGUCGCCAUCCUCUGCCCUCAUCAAAUAAAGAAAAUAUUUCAGUCAC
Molecule: messenger RNA, 785 nt
Organism: Bufo gargarizans (Asiatic toad)
Lineage: Eukaryota; Metazoa; Chordata; Amphibia; Anura; Bufonidae
Gene: RPS5
Product: ribosomal protein S5
Exons: 6
Coding region: 125-736 (203 amino acids)
Biological process (GO): ribosomal small subunit assembly; translation
Cellular component (GO): cytosolic small ribosomal subunit; ribosome
Molecular function (GO): mRNA binding; rRNA binding; structural constituent of ribosome
Source: RefSeq, a predicted model, not a curated record